UUUCUUAAAAUUGGGCCAAUGGUCCAAUUAACCUCUAUGGCCGAAUACAUUUUUUAUGACCAGGAAUAUGUUAUGUAACCAAACACCAAAUCCUAUUCACUUUUAAUUUUUUUUCUAUUUUUUAUUAUGUAAAUACCAUUUGCUAAAAAAUAAAAACAAUUCAUUUCUCUAUUUUUUUAAACGAAUUAAUUUCUCUAUUCUAAACCCUAUUAUUAAAGAAUUUUCCCAAUAAUCUUAAUAAAUAAUUCAUUUUCUAUCUAUAGUUUUUCUCUUCUUUUUUUGGCACUUUGGUAUUUUUUUUCCUAUAACAAUAUUUUUAUUUGAAUAGAAAAUAUAUAUAAAGAAAAUUAUUUUUAUAUAUAAUAAAGAAAAAGAAGAGGGAAAAGAGAGAGAGAGAGAGAGAGAGAGAGAGAGAGAGAGAGAGAGGGAGUUAAGUGAUGAUGAAAAAUCAGAGAGAAUCAAAACCAUAUUGUUGGUUUUGGAGGUACAAAAGCAGCACAUCUCUACUUGGCUCUGCAACAAAAUCUCUGCUUCAGACCAAAUUAUAACAAUUUCCUUAAAACCAAUCACAACAACCCCUUCCUCUCUCUCUCUCUCUCUCUCUCUCUCUCUCUCUCUCUCUCUCUCUCUCUCUCUCAUGUAGAGAGCUUAAGCUCUUCUUUUUCUUUAUAAUGGAAAAUGAAGGAAAACGAAAAGUUAAAGAAGAAGAGCUGACUAAAGACGAGAAGGACGAAGAAGAAGAAAUAAGUAAACUGGUUUUGGGUAUAAUGGAAGGUUAUAGUGACACUGUCAUUCCACCAUUGUCACACUUUAAGCCGUCAUCACUACUUGAAUCCUCCGCCAUUGUUGUUGCUCAACAGGAUUCAACCUCCAAAAAGCGAGCUAGAACAAAAUCAAUUCCUGAAAGAGACAGAAGAAUGAAGAUGAAUGAGAGCUAUGAUCUUCUUCAAUCCUUGGUCCCGGGUAUUCUUCCCAAGGCUUCAAAGGAUAAGGUUCUUCAUGCAGCAACUGAGUACAUAAAAUACCUUGAAGAGAAGAAGAAAAUCUUGGAAAAGCUCAAGGAAUCCUCUUCUUCUUCUUCCUCCUCAAGAUCAAUGGCAGAAAAAGGGAAGCUGAUUUUGCCAUGUACAAGUAGUAGUACCAGAAAUUUAUCUGUGACUGUUACAUUAUCUGGUAACAUUGCCUUGUUUGCAAUACAGAGCCUAAAACGACAGGGUUUAGUGACUCAAAUUUUCAUGGUAUUCCAUAAGCACUUGGUUGAAGUUUUGGCUGGAAAUGUUGUAGUCCACCAUACCCAAUUGACUAUUACUGUCACAGCUUUUGUGAAUGGUAAUGGAAGCAAUAUUGUAGAGGAGAUUAAGAGAGACAUUUUGAUGUUAUAGAGUUUGAAUUUUAAGGGUAUAUAGGGAUAUGAAUCUUUGUGGAGUGUGGUUCUUAGGACAGUGACAAGAAAUUACUUAACAAAAGAACUUGUUCAUAUUAACAAAAACAGGCUAAUGACAGGAGUUAAUGGAUUCAAUAUUCUCAAGGCCAUGUGAGGUUGAGCCUCAAGCUGAA
Molecule: messenger RNA, 1557 nt
Organism: Cannabis sativa
Lineage: Eukaryota; Viridiplantae; Streptophyta; Magnoliopsida; Rosales; Cannabaceae
Product: basic helix-loop-helix protein A-like
Exons: 2
Coding region: 672-1382 (236 amino acids)
Biological process (GO): regulation of DNA-templated transcription; endosperm development
Molecular function (GO): DNA-binding transcription factor activity; protein dimerization activity
Source: RefSeq, a predicted model, not a curated record